Molecule: messenger RNA, 432 nt
Organism: Aegilops tauschii subsp. strangulata
Lineage: Eukaryota; Viridiplantae; Streptophyta; Magnoliopsida; Poales; Poaceae
Source: RefSeq, a predicted model, not a curated record
AUGGCGAGCCCCCGCGCCGCCCGCGAGAAGAACGCCGCGCCAGACCACGCCCGCGCCUCGCACGCGCUCCGCCACGCCGCUCGUGGCAAGACCGAACACCCCAGCCUCCGCGCCGCCCUCCAGACGCAGCUCCCCCGCGCGAAGGAGGUGCGUCGGGGCGCGCCACCCCAGCCCGCGCGCGCGUCGCGACCGACUAGCACGCCGCGCUGCCCUGCUCCAACUCCUGCCUGCGCGCCCCCACUGACCACGACGCGCCGGCCUCCGAGCACCGCCGCCAGAUCGAAGAAGAAGCCCCCCGCGGCCCCUACGCCAGGCAAGCGCGAGCAGAUCCCGCCGCCACCGGCACCGCGCGGGCUUUGCCUGGCGGCGCCCGCCGGCGGCGGCGGGGAGGGGAGGGGGAGGGGGAGGGGGAAUCGAGGGGCCGGCGGCUAG